Messenger RNA from Limulus polyphemus (Atlantic horseshoe crab), 952 nucleotides. RefSeq names its product synaptonemal complex protein 3-like. Lineage: Eukaryota; Metazoa; Arthropoda; Merostomata; Xiphosura; Limulidae. Gene Ontology annotation, cellular component: synaptonemal complex. The transcript is spliced from 4 exons. Gene Ontology annotation, biological process: meiotic cell cycle; spermatid development. The record is from RefSeq and is a predicted model, not a curated record. The coding region runs from base 87 to 857 and encodes 256 amino acids.
CUUAAUUUCUAAGUUAGAAUCUAAGAUUUGUUACUUGUUUUCCUCUCAGCACCCAAAAAUAUACAAAUAAGACUCAUUUAAUAAGAAUGUCGCGUAAAGGACAAAAGAAAAAUACGAAAGAAAAAGAAAAUACGAAUGUAAACAACUCAGAUAAAAAUGAGUUCUGCACUGAAUCGCCCUUAAUUGGAGAACUGAGUCCACUAAGGUUAGGACUAGACUUGGAUCAUAAUGGAAAUUCUACUAGUACUAGAACAACAAACGGUCCACAAAAUAAUGGGCCAGUAAAACGUCAUGCCAUUAGUGUGGAUCCAGAUGAUUCAGGAAUUGGAAAUCCAGCAGAUUUUACUGGCGAUCUCUCAAAACUUUUAGAAUGUUUUGGUGUAGACAUUAACAAAAGUCUCGUAGCGAAGCGCAGAAGACUCGAACAGUACACACAGGACUCCAUGAAGGCAACAGCUAAAAGAGUUUUUGAUAUGACAAAAACACAAGCUACAGAACGCAAAAGAUUGAUAGAAGAAUUCCAUAAACAAAUGAGCAACUUUAUACAGCAAGGAGAAAUUGAGUUAGAGAAGGCCAAGGAUGCAGAAGAUCGGCUGCAGAAGUUGAUUCAACAACAACAGAAACAUCAGCAACAAAUGAGGAUUUCUCAGAGUCAACGGCUAAAGAUUUUGAAACAGCUAGGCGAGCAAUUUUUCCAGGGUAUGGAAGAACUAGAGAACAGACAUGUUGGUCAGUACUCCUCUGUUCAGACUGAUCUGCGGAAAGAGAUGGCACUUCUCCAGAAGAAGAUUUUAAUGGAUACUCAGCAGCAGGAGAUGAUGAACGUUAAAAAAAGCCUGCAAAGUAUGCUGAUGUAAAACACAUUUUUCUUUUAAAGUUUACUCAUAUAGAGACGAGCAUUCACCACCAGGUUUCAAAGCUGUUGUUUGGCACGAUUCACUUUAUUGGUCAG